Messenger RNA from Rosa chinensis, 6686 nucleotides. RefSeq lists its product as uncharacterized. The coding region runs from base 4866 to 5945 and encodes 359 amino acids. The transcript is spliced from 14 exons. NCBI's taxonomy places the organism in Eukaryota, Viridiplantae, Streptophyta, Magnoliopsida, Rosales, Rosaceae. The record is from RefSeq and is a predicted model, not a curated record.
GAUCUCUAACUAGUAUUUGGUCUAUUGUCUCCAACAAAUUAUUGCUAGCAACCUAGGGUUCUCGAAGUUCAACUCCUUUAUUCCUCCCUUUUGAUUCAAAUUAAUUGCCAUUGAUUAUUAUAUAGUUUGAUGCAUGUAUGUAAAUAGAGGCAACUGCGAGAUUUCAAUACUCAUCACUAUCGAUGAUUAGAGAAAAAUUGGUUAGAGAGAUAAGGUUAAAGCUGUAUUUAAUCAAUGAAAAUAAUUUAGUGUUGGAUUAUAAUUCAUAUUAUCGCUUAUGAAAGGAGAAAAAAGAAGAAAGUAAAUUGGAACCCAGAAAGCGUGAGAUUGAUCUCAGUCAUAAACCUUUUCACCCUCCAUCUCCAUUACUUUCAACUCAUAAUCUCAAAUUCCAAGUUAGUAACUUUCAACCCAUAAACUCUAAAUCUCAAUUUCUCUCCUAUGUGUGAACUACAUGUGAAAUUUUCCUUAUAAUUGUUAAUGGGUCUUCAAUUUUCGUUAAUGGCAUUGAGAAAUCAAUCUUGUUCCCUCUUGAGAGAGAGAGAGAGAGAGAGAGAGAGAGAGAGAGGUGGAUCUCUUCAUCAGGAGAAUGGUCUGAGACAAAGGAAGAACAAGGGGCCGGGAAGAGGGGGAUGAAGAUGUAUAUGGGUAAUAUCUGGGUAUUCGGAUACUCUAGAAUGGUGCUUUAAUCGAUUUCCCAAGCUUGCAACUUUGUGCUUUAGCACCAUUUUGGCUUCUCAUUAGUCACAGACACUUUGCAACUGGAUUGAGCUUUGCAGAAAACAGAAGGAGACGAACAAGAUUCCAGAAGCUUAAGGGCUUCAUCCAUCUCAGGUUCCCUAGUUCUUGGUGUGGGUUUCACUGGUUCUUUGUUUACGUCGCAUCCAAAGCUCAGCCACCACAGGUUCCCCAGUUCUUGGUGUGGGUUUCACUGGUUCUUUGUUUACCUCGCGUCCAAAGCUCGGCCACCACAGGGGUAAAUAUGAUAUCUGGAAUGCUCUUUUAGCUCUUCUUCCUCAUCAGUUCUUGAAUCAUUCUGUGUGGUUUUCCAUUAGCUAGAAAGGGAAGUUACCAAUUGUAAAAUUUAGAAGGAUCUGGUCACAAUUUCAAGGUAUGUUACAUGGUUGUUAUAUGUUCCCUUUUUACCAUUUUGUUUUUGUUUCAGAUUGAAUUAUUAAGUGAUAUUCGAGAUUGUUCUACAAUCCCUUCUUAUUAUAUUGUGAAAUAGUACGUUGUUUUUUUUGCAUCCAUUUAGAAACUUAAGAAUUUAAAUAAGUAGGCAUGUAGUGAUUGAUCACAACUCUUUUCUUUUUCCCAAGUUACAUAUAGAUUGUUCUUUUCUUGAACAUUAUUUUAGUUAUCCUGCUGCAAUUAUUAUUAUUAUUUUUUUUUUUUUUUGCAUGUAACUUAUAAUUUUUUUCUGCAAUUAGUUAUCUUGCUGCAAUUUUUUCUUUUGCAUGUAUACUUGUUAAAUAUAGGACUGAUCAUGGAUAGAAAAUGGAUAAAAAAUCUGAACAAGUUGAGUGAUGAGUACAAGCGCGGUGUUCAGUCAUUUCUUGAAGUUGCAAGCAAGCAUGUGGAUGUUAAAGGCAGAACUAGAUGUCCUUGCAUCAAGUGCCUAAACCAUGAUCGUCAAACUAUACCAGUUGUGAAGAUACAUUUGAGAAACUAUGGCAUAUCUUCGAGUUAUGACAUAUAGACAUCUCAUGGAGAAACAGUGCAACAGCGAUCACAAAUUCUUUCUCCCCCAAUGGCUGAACAGAUUGUUGGAGCCAAUGAUGUUGUGCAUGAUAUUUUGAAUGAUGCAUUCCCACCUACUGACAUGGAUGAUAUAGCUCAAGAUCUAGAGGAGGAUAAGAUACAAGGAGGCAAUGAAGAUGUGAUGGAUAAUCAUGGAUCUAAUGGGAUGAGAAGCGAUGCUGAUCAGUAUAAGAAACUAAUGGCUGAAGCUGAGCGAGAGUUUUUCCCUGGUUGUGAUGGAUUUUCAGUUUUAACUGCCAUGGUUUUGUUCAUGCAUAUCAAAGUCCUUAAUCAUUGGACUAACAAGUCUUUUGAUAUGUUUCUAGAGGUGAUGAAUCGAGUGUGUCCUAAGCCUAAUAACAUUCCCUCCUCAUUUUACGCUGCGAACAAGAUGUUGAAAGGUUUGGGCUUAGGUUAUGAGAAGAUAGAUGCUUGCAAGUAUGAUUGUGCUCUGUUUUACAAAGAGCAUCAGGAUAAACAGUUAUGUCCAGAAUGUAGUGAACCAAGGUAUAAAUAUAGAGGUUCUAAUUCUGAUCUGGGUAAAAAGAAGAAGAUUCCUCAAAAAGUUCUACGGUAUUUCCCACUAAAACCGAGGCUGAAAAGACUAUUUAUGUCAAACGAUACAGCUGCUAAUAUGAGGUGGCAUCAUGAUAAGCGAGCUGAUGAAGAAGGCAAGAUGAGGCAUCCAACUUAGGGCUGGGAUUGGGCCUGGCCUGUGGAAAAUUUAUAGAGCCCGGACCAGGACCGAAAUUUUCGGGCCGGGCCUAAAUAACAUUUUUUCAAUUUUGGGACCGAGUUGGGCCCGGACCGUUUUUUGGGGCCGGGUUUUUGGGUUUUUCGGGCCCAAAAGGCUAAAAAAAAAAUAGCAGAUCUGAGAACAGAUCUGCUCCAAACCCAAAUUCUUCUCAGAUCUGCUCCAAACCCAAAUUCCUCCCCCCCCCAAAGCCGCCUAACCACCACCAUCCAAAUUCCAAAGUCGGGGUUUAUCCGUAUUGAUAAGCAAUUAGUAUACAAAAUAAUCAGUUUAUUGCUUGAUGUGAACAAGGGUUCUGAGACUACUCAAGGAGGAGAAUCCAAAAGCCGGGAGCAAGAAGAGAGAUGGAUGAAACCAGUUGAAAAGGAAUCUCAACAUAUGCAGAGAGAAGGUGGCAGACCAAGUGAAAAAACCGGCCAAGAACCAUUUAAUUACAAAGGGAGGGAGCACGAGAGGGGUACUGGGUCUUUAAUGAUCUACAAUUGAUCUGAUGGAGAAGGAGGACUAGGAAGAGAAGGGAAAAGAAAAAGAAAAGAGAAAGGAGGCGUAUGGGAAAAGAAGAAGAAGAAGAAGAUAAGAAGAGAGAAGAAAAAAAUAAAAAAAGGGGGAGAAAGGGAACAAGAAGAGACAGGAUUCUCUUGAAAGAAGAGAAAGAAGAGGAGAGUGUCUGAACGGAGAAGAAAGAAGAGAGAAAAGAAUAAAAUAGUUGUAACAAAAAAAAAAUGAUAAAAUAAUCUAUGCAAUUAUACAUGAUUCGGGCCUUCGGGCUUUUUUUUCUUCUAAAUAUAAGGCCCGAGCCCGGCCUGUUAUAUAAUGAUUUCGGGCCGGGUUUUAUAAAACUGACAAAAAAAUUUUGAAGGGCCCGGACCGUUCGGGCCGGUUCCGGGUCGGGUUCCUGGCUAAAAUCCCAACCCUAAUCCAGCUGACUCACCCGUUUGGAAAGAUUUUGAUGGUAGAUAUCCCGAGUUUUCUCAAGAGCCAUGGAAUGUAUGGUUAGGCCUUGCAACAAAUGGGUUCAAUCCAUUUGGAAAUAUGAGCCUUUCCUAUAGUAUGUGGCCGGUCAUAGUGGUUCCAUAUAAUCUCCCACCUUGGAUGUGUAUGAAGAAACAGUUCUCGAUGAUGACUUUGCUGAUUCCAGGGCUAGUAGCACCAGGCAAGGAUCUUGAUGUGUAUCUACGCCCCUUCAUUGAUGAAUUGAAAGAGUUGUGGGAGUUUGGUGUUCCAACUUAUGAUAAAUCAACUAAUUCUUUUUUCAACCUUCCAGCUGCUAUAUUGUGGACAAUUAAUGACUUUCCAGCGUAUGGCAAUUUGUUGGGUUGGAGCACGAAGGGAUAUAUGGCAUGCCAUGUUUGUAAUGAGGAUACAUCAUCUUAUGGCUUGAGGAGUAAGAUUUGUUUUAUGGCACAUCGGCGCAAUUUGAGAAGUAAUCAUUCAUGGCGUAAAAACAAGGAGCUAUUCAACAAUGAAUUUGAGUUGAGACCUCCUCCUAAACUACUUUCUGGUGAUGACAUCUUAUGCCAAGUCAAUCGCCUCAGACCUUAUAAGCCUGGUAAACAUGAUGAUAAUCCUGAUAAGAAAAGGAAGCGAGUAGACUUUGAACUUAACUGGACAAAGAAGAGUAUCUUCUUUAAGUUGGAGUAUUGGAGUAAGCUGAAAAUUAGACAUAACCUGGACGUAAUGCACAUUGAAAAAAACAUAUGUGACAGCGUUGUGGGCACAUUAUUAGGCAUUGCUGGGAAAACCAAAGACACAGUCAAGGCAAUAUUGGAUUUACAAGACAUUGGUAUAAGAGAUAAUCUGCAUAUUGAAAAAGAUGGGUCUGAUUUUAAGAAGCAUACUCCGUAUUAUACAGUAGUACCACAGCAACGUCGCCCUUUUUAGCAAUGGUUCAAAACUGUCAAAUUUCCUGAGGGGUUUGCUUCUAAUAUUUCUCGAUGUGUUAAAGAUGGAAAGAUCUCCGGUCUCAAGACUCAUGAUUGUCAUGUGUUGUUGCAAAGACUUCUUCCGGUGGUAAUUCGACCUUACUUAAGUAGAGAGGUGUGUGAUGCCAUUAUAGAGCUGUCAAGCUUUUUUCAACAGAUUUGUGCAAAAACCUUACUUGUAGAAGAUUUGAAAAGGUUGCAGACUGAUAUUGUGGUGAUACUAUGUAAACUUGAGCAAAUCUUCCCACCUGCUUUUUUUGAUGUUAUGGUGCAUUUGGCUGUGCAUCUACCGCAUGAGGCAUUACUUGGUGGGCCAGUUCCUAUGAGAUGAAUGUUUCCCAAUUGAGAGGAAGUUGGGAAAUCUGAAGGAUUAUGUACGUAAUAAAGCACAUCCUGAAGGCUCCAUCGUUGAAGGAUAUAUUGCAGAAGAAUCAUUAACCUUUUGUUCCAUGUAUCUCAAAGAUGUUGAGACAAGUUUCUCACGACCAGAGCGGAACUAUGAUGGGGGUGAAACUAGUGUGACUCUCUCUGUUUUUUCUUGUAGUGCACGUAUGUUGCAAGACCGUAAAACAGCCCAGUGGUCAAAAAAAGACAAGGACACAGCUUUUUGGUACAUAUUGAAUAACUGUGAUGAAGUUGAACCCUUCAAAGCGAUGUUGAAACCGAAAUCAUUAUUGAUGAAGAAGAUUGGGAAUAAGCCAUCUGCCAAAAAUGUUACAACAGAGUUGCAACUAGAGCAUCCCCCGCAACAACAGAAAAAGCAGCCACAACAAUCAGGAAAGAGACUGCCACAACAACCAGCAAAGAGACUGCCACAACAACCAGCAAAUAGACAGCCACAACAACUAGGAAAGAGGCAGCCACAACCACCACAGUUGCAACAACCUGAGCCAUCACAGCAGCGACAACCACAGCCACCAUUACAUUCUAGUGAAAGUGCUGAUCAUGACAUGUCCUCUAAGGGGAAAAAGACACGUGGCGUUACAAAGGGGAUAGGAACUCAUGAUAUUGUCACUGCUUCUAAUGAGAGGAUUCUGAUUCAGAUGAAUGAGGAUCAAAAGCUCCCAAAUGGUGUCCAAGCUAAUUCUAGGUUUGUUUCAGAAAUUGAGUCUCGAACACGUUCCUUAGCCCCACUUCAUGUCAAAAUCUGGAAGGAGGUUACACUAGAAGUUAAAGACGAAAUCAAAAAGGGGUUGUUGCAUAAAUUUGAUGUCAAUUUCAAAGAACCUGGCAUUGCAAAAUUUGUUGAAGACAAGAUGAAUAACACAUUCAGAUCAUGGAAGGGAAAAUUGCACAAGCACUUCAAAAAAUAUGCUGAUGACAUUGAUUUUGCAAGGGCUCACCCCCCUACUGAGAAAGUGUUUGGUGACAGGGACAUAAGUGAUUGGGAGUGGUUGUGUGAUAAUUUGUACACGGAUCAAGCGUAUCAGAACCGUUGUAGGAUCAAUACUAUUAAUAGGAACAAGAAAAUUUAUAAUCAUUGUGGUGGUUCACGCCCUUUCACAAAACAUAUGGAAGCCGAAGAAUAGAAGGGUAAAAACGUGACCUUUAUUGAGAAUUGGAGUCUCAUGCAUCAACAUAGAGGCAACAAUGGUGGUGUUUGGAUCAAUGAAGAAGCAGAGAAGACAGGGAAAAGUCUGAUUGUAGAGUUGAUCAAAACCAACCAACAGAUGGCUGAUUCUGAGGGUACCCCACUUGAAGAUGUUAUAGUGCCUAUCCCAAUGCAAUUAUAUAUCUUGGCUAAAGAGCUCGGGACUAUGAAGGGUAAGACCAUUCGAGGUGUGGGUUAUGGUCUUAGAAAAGACACAUUCUGUCCUUCAGUCCCUGCAUCCACUUCAAACUUAACAAAUGCUCAACUUAUGAGGUACAUUGUUUUAUUAGAAGAGCGACUUGCUUUGCUUGAGGGUGAGAGACAACAUUCUACACAUGAUGUGGAUGAAGAGGGAGUCGAGGAUGGUAAUGUGGAUGAGGAUGAGGAUUUGGAUGUGCUUUAGGUCUCGAUACCCUCAUUAGUUUUUUGCAAGUUAUAUUUUGGAUGCACAAAUGAAGGCAUGAUACUUUCAGAUGCCUAUAGAUCCCUUAGUUUAGGGCUUUUGCAGGUUUUUAGGUCUUUGAUAUCCUUAUUAGCUUUUGGCAGGAUACAUGUUGAAUGUAAAAUGAUGCCUGCAGAUUUAAAAUGCAUCCAACACUUGACCUAUAACUUUUCAAGUUCUUUUUUGUAAAGUACUGGCUGAUAAGCAUGUGAAUAUAUAUUUAUGCUACCAUUGCUA